This is a messenger RNA of Owenia fusiformis, 1723 nucleotides long. Lineage: Eukaryota; Metazoa; Annelida; Polychaeta; Sabellida; Oweniidae. The record is from the annotation of a GenBank genome assembly.
UAAGAAGGACAAUGCAGAACUAAAAUGUAAACAAAAUGUUUUACGCUGCAAAGAAAGGCCGCUUUAUUGUGCUUAACAUAAUAUGUAACAUACUAGCGACAACUAAUGGAGCAACUGCACAAUCAUCAAGUAGAAAUUUACAAAGUGAAAAGAAUAUCCUGAAAAAGAGUACUAGUAUUUCUAAAGCACAAAGAGCUUGCAAAGAAGGGCAUCCCAACUGGCACAACAAUGGAACAUCAAGGGACUGCGAUUCUUCCUUAUUUGUCCAAUCGUGCAAAAAUAACUGUGGUGGUAAAAGGCGAUGUUUUUGCGAUCUAGAUUGUCUUUAUUAUGGAGAUUGCUGUCCUGAUUUUAUUGAAUCGUGUUUGCAUACUUUGUCAAAUGAAACAAAGAUACUAGACAUUAAUAGAAGUGAGAGAGGAAAAUAUGAUUGUGAGGCGAUAAAUGGAACUAUGUAUGUGUAUCUUAAAUCUAGUUGUGAUUUGGCUCAUCAUGACUCAUCAUUAGAGGUUUCGUGUAAAACACCAAAACAUUAUAAUGACGAAAUAAUAUCUCAGACUCCAGCUGUAGAUCCAGAAACAGGUAUUAUGUACAAGAAUAUUGACUGUGCAAGAUGUAACAAUGUGAAGAAACCAAAAUUGUGGGCCAUACAAACGAUAUGUGAAGACAGAAUAUUAACAGACCAUGAUGUGAAAAACCCUGAUAUGAACUUCAUUAAAAAGAUUCUAAAUUCAAAGUCAUGUGCCUCCAAGUUCAUACCACCAGAUAAUGCCAGAGUGCGAAGCUGUGUUCCAACGGAGUAUAAAUGUCCUAGCUGCGCUGAUGAAGGAUUGAGUGAGCUCUGCGCAACAUCUGGGCUUCAUCCUGUACAAGCUCCGACAGAUGAACCAAAUCCUGUCCCUGGGAUCGUGUACCAUAACAAGUUUUGUUGGUUUUGUGCAAACCCCACAGCUAUGAAUCAUCAAAGUUGCCACAUUAAUUUGGGGUACAGAAGUUCAGCUACACUUGAAUUGUUCUCGUUUCAAAUAUUAGUUGAUGUUUCUGUAGAUAACAAAAGAAGCCUUAAUGUUCGUCCUUCUUCAGGAAUUCAGAGCGUUGGGUUUGAACUUGAAUGUACGGCUGAAUCAAGUUGUAUGGCAGUAGCUUGUCCUGAUGGUUAUGUUAAAAAUGGGGGAAGGUGUGCCAUGAUAGGGAAAUUAGUUCAAACCAUUGUAAGAGAAAGGACAUUGUUAAAUUAUGAUUGGGAAGAACAUGUCAAGAUUCUUGAAGAUCUACUACAUGACACAUUUAUUCCUACGGGUUACAUAGAUUAUGAUCACAUUGCAUCUCCCACUGGUGAUCAAUAUAAUAUAGAUUUGACAACAAUUAUGAGGUUCAAUGUAUCAUUCCCUGAAAAUGUACCAAAUCAUGUGGUAGAUAGAAAUAUGAAAAACAGAUAUGAGACUUUUGUAUUGCUAGCAGAAGAGAAAAGCUUGUCCCAGAUAAAUAUGACUUAUAAGAUAGUGCAAUUGGAAGCAGUCAAUCCACAUGAUCCAGAACCAGUUCUAAACAGUACAUCCUCAUGUGCAUCUGUGAUGCCUCUGUUAGUAACAUCAGGGGACAUCUUUUUGAUUAUCAUUAUCACAUUUUCACUGUAAAACAUUUUAUGUUUAGUUUACAUUAAUGGAGGUCUAAUAAAGAUAUGUUAAGAAAUGUAGUAUAUAGUGUUCACCUCCCACCAGAU